AUGGUGAACCCCUACUUGGUGGGUGCCCCGGCUGCUGGCGCCGGCGCGCUCUUAGUCGUCAAAUCCAUAUUCAAAAACAAAGAGAACAACAACAACAACAAGAAAGGAGAGAAAGAGCAGAGAAGAGGCACGGUGACCGACGACGAGGCCUCGUUCGCGUGCGAACGCGUGUGCGCGUCGGAUCGACUGUUGAAACGAAUGGGGGGGUUAGCAAAGGAACCGACGUCGAACGCGUGCGUGACGGUGUGCGGAAUGUCCGCGACAGAUUCGUGCGCCGAGGCGUGCGAAAGGGUGAUUUGUGCGAAUCCGCACUCCGUGCCGGCGUGGAACGAUCAGUGUUCGAAUAGGUGUAAAUCGGAAUGUUUGAGAGGUCGGGCGGCGUAG
This is a messenger RNA of Bathycoccus prasinos, 384 nucleotides long. RefSeq lists its product with no specific name. Lineage: Eukaryota; Viridiplantae; Chlorophyta; Mamiellophyceae; Mamiellales; Bathycoccaceae. Bases 1 to 384 code for a protein of 127 amino acids. The record is from RefSeq and is a predicted model, not a curated record. The transcript is spliced from 2 exons.